CGAGCGCAGCGGCCGCUUUGUGUGCCAGGUUGAGAGGGGGGGGCACGCCUGUGGCUGCCCGGCCCCCGGAACGCCGCAGCUCGGGGACCCCGCUCGCGGGCCUGCUUCUUCUUCCCACGCCCCCUCCGUCUCCGGAGCUCCCCUCCCCCUACUGGCCGUUAAACGUUCAGGGGUUCCCCUCCCCCCUCAACCCCUGACUUAGGGUUCUCUCUACUCUUAGGGAGAAAAAGAAAAAAACAUAAGAAGAAAGUUUUUCCUCUGCUCCCUCCCAACCCCGUUCUGCUUGAAAGGAAAGAUUAGAUAGGAGACUUUGCCUUUUUUAGCUGCCAAGGGUGGGAGAGUGGUUUCUCUGGGGUGUGGGGGCAGGAGCAUACAGAGUUUCGGAGCUUGGCAGGGGACGGAGCCCACCAUUGUAGAGCCAGCGCCGGGAGGCAUUUUGCACGUGGAGAGUCGGAAGAGACACUAGAAGUCACCCAAAGCAGCCGCCCCUGUCCAGCUUCUGACGAGUGGGUUUCUGUAAGCCUCCACUCAGAGAUGUGAUGAUCACUGCAAUUAAAAAACAGAACAUUCUUCACAAUCCAAAAGAAAAAGCAGACUCGUUCGGGAUGUUUGACGGCUAUGAUAGCUGCAGUGAGGACACAAGUAGCAGCUCCAGCUCUGAGGAGAGUGAAGAAGAAGUUGCUCCUUUACCUUCUAAUCUCCCAAUCAUCAAAAAUAAUGGACAGGUCUACACAUACCCAGAUGGUAAAUCUGGCAUGGCUACCUGUGAGAUGUGUGGGAUGGUCGGUGUGCGAGAUGCUUUUUACUCUAAAACAAAACGUUUCUGCAGUGUUUCCUGUUCAAGAAGUUACUCGUCAAACUCUAAGAAGGCAAGCAUUCUGGCCAGACUUCAGGUAACGGGUAAGCCUCCAACAAAGAAAGCAAAAGUCCUUCAAAAACAACCUUUAGUUGCUAAAUUAGCUGCCUAUGCUCAGUAUCAAGCUACCUUGCAAAAUCAAGCAAAGACAAAAGCAGGCAAUUCUGCAAUCUCUGUGGAAGGCUUCAGCUGGGGUAACUACAUCAACAGCAAUAGCUUCAUAGCAGCUCCAGUGGCCUGUUUUAAGCAUGCACCUAUGGGGACCUGCUGGGGUGAUAUCUCGGAAAAUGUAAGGAUAGAAGUUCCCAAUACAGACUGCAGUCUACCUACCAAAGUCUUCUGGAUUGCUGGAAUUAUAAAAUUAGCAGGUUAUAAUGCCCUUUUGAGAUAUGAAGGAUUUGAAAAUGAUUCUUCUCUGGACUUCUGGUGCAAUAUAUGUGGGUCUGAUAUUCAUCCAGUUGGUUGGUGUGCAGCUAGUGGAAAACCUCUCGUUCCUCCUAGAACUGUUCAACAUAAAUAUACAAACUGGAAAGCUUUUCUAGUAAAAAGACUUACUGGUGCCAAAACACUUCCUCCUGAUUUCUCACAAAAGGUUUCUGAGAGUAUGCAAUAUCCUUUCAAACCUUGCAUGAGAGUAGAAGUAGUUGACAAGAGGCAUUUAUGUCGAACAAGAGUAGCAGUGGUGGAAAGUGUAAUUGGAGGACGACUACGGCUGGUGUAUGAAGAGAGUGAAGAUAGAACAGACGACUUCUGGUGCCACAUGCACAGCCCCUUAAUCCACCAUAUUGGAUGGUCAAGAAGCAUAGGCCAUCGAUUCAAGAGAUCAGAUAUUACGAAGAAACAGGACGGACAUUUCGAUACACCUCCACACUUAUUUGCUAAGGUAAAAGAAGUAGACCAGAGUGGAGAAUGGUUCAAAGAAGGAAUGAAAUUGGAAGCUAUAGACCCAUUAAAUCUUUCUACAAUAUGUGUUGCAACCAUUAGAAAGGUGCUGGCUGAUGGAUUCCUGAUGAUUGGGAUUGAUGGCUCAGAAGCAGCAGAUGGAUCUGACUGGUUCUGUUAUCAUGCAACCUCUCCUUCUAUUUUCCCUGUGGGUUUCUGUGAAAUUAACAUGAUAGAACUGACUCCACCCAGAGGUUACACAAAACUUCCUUUUAAAUGGUUUGACUACCUCAGGGAAACCGGCUCCAUUGCAGCACCAGUAAAACUAUUUAAUAAGGAUGUUCCAAACCACGGAUUCCGUGUAGGAAUGAAAUUAGAAGCUGUAGAUCUCAUGGAGCCACGGUUAAUAUGUGUAGCCACAGUUACUCGAAUUAUUCACCGGCUCUUGAGGAUACAUUUUGAUGGUUGGGAAGAAGAGUAUGAUCAGUGGGUAGACUGUGAGUCCCCUGACCUCUAUCCUGUAGGGUGGUGUCAGUUAACUGGAUAUCAACUACAGCCUCCAGCAUCACAGUCAUCAAGAGAAAGCCAGUCAGCUUCUUCAAAACAGAAGAAAAAGGCUAAGUCUCAGCAAUACAAAGGACAUAAGAAAAAGAGGAAGAUGCCAGUUGGGAAGAAGCCUGUCAGUUUGUCGAGCCUGCCCAUGACAGGCGGGGUGCGGAGGAGCUUCUCUGGGGACGAAGAGUUGACUCCUCCUCCAUAUCGAACCCUGCCAGCACAGACAGCCCUGGAGGCCUUCCCACCUCCCAGCACUAGCCGAGAGUUCAGGCCCAGCCUCAAAACAGUGACCACGUCACAGCUGAAGGAGGAGCUGCUGGAUGGGGAGGACUAUAGCUUCCUCCACGGAGCAUCUGACCAGGAGAGCAAUGGCUCUGCCACCGUCUACAUCAAACAAGAGCCAUGAGGCGACUCAGAAACCAUGGGCAGACGGGGCUGUUUACAGGACUGAUUUGGAAUCAGCCAGCUGUAUAGCAGGCUAUUCCACUGGGACAUUUUGCUAAACACAGAAAAAAGUUCAGUUUCAGAUUUUUCAGGUGGGGGGGAAACUAUUUUGGU
Molecule: messenger RNA, 2851 nt
Organism: Mus caroli (Ryukyu mouse)
Lineage: Eukaryota; Metazoa; Chordata; Mammalia; Rodentia; Muridae
Source: RefSeq, a predicted model, not a curated record